This is a messenger RNA of Glossina fuscipes, 4297 nucleotides long. RefSeq lists its product as uncharacterized. NCBI's taxonomy places the organism in Eukaryota, Metazoa, Arthropoda, Insecta, Diptera, Glossinidae. The transcript is spliced from 2 exons. The record is from RefSeq and is a predicted model, not a curated record. The coding region runs from base 344 to 3184 and encodes 946 amino acids.
GUUUCACACAAAUGUUAGGUAAAGCAAUAUAAAAGUUUAGAAAUUAUAUUACGUACGACCUACACAAGUUGAUAUUUAAAUUGUAUCAUUUUAAUUGUGUAUUUUAGUGAACUAAUAAUUGUUUGUUUGAAUUGUUUGCUCUCUUGAUUGCUUAGUUUGAUUCUCUUUCUUCGCGUUUAUUUGCAUGCACAUUGUAAUUCACACACAGAUGAUGUCCCAAAUAUUUCGAAAAAAAGUUUUCGUUUUCUACUGUGCGUGCCAAACCGCUGAAAACGAAAGCGAAACUUAAGUUUUUCAUAACUAAUAUCUUAUUUUUCUUCGACUUGAUGCUGCUAGCUUCCAAAUGGAUCCCAAUGUGCCAAAAAUGGUUUCCCAGGGUACGUGCACUACUAGCAAACAAAAAAUUGACAACUAUAGCCAAACAACCUUAACACGAGCACCGCAAAUCAUUGAUAGAGAAAUACAAGUUAACUUAUCAUCCUCGAGUUCCACACAAGGUGAAAUUGAAACCCAGUCUAGUUUCGAAUACAGCAAGUCUAGACCAAUCAAGCCGUUAGCAACUUCACAAGCUAAAUCUAAUUUACAAACAUCGAAUGGGCAAAUAAAAAUGCAACCACAGCAUGAUUUUGUAGUGAGCUUAACUGAUCUAGUACAGCGCAAAAUACUUACGGAGAAGAACGGCCAGCAUUCUAAUAACCUUCCAAAAAUACAAAAAUUGCGAACUACGCUUCUAGACACUCUUGAAGGAAGCAAAGAAAAUAUCUCCCAAUCCUCUACAAAAAGCUCGAGUAAUUCUUUGCCCGAUUCGCAAAAUGCACCUGAAUUAGAUUUGGGUGUACAAUUAAUAUGUUCAUUGAUCAAUGCGAAAAGAGUCACACAAAUCGAGAGAAAUGAACUGCUACGUGAGAUUAUUAAACGUAUUAUGUAUUUAAGCGGCGUUGGUGCACUGCCGAGCUCGGGAAAUAAUACUUUUUUUGGAUCACGCAGCAGUGUUAGUGCUGAUUCGUCCAGAGAACAAUUGCAACGAGCAAAAGCUACAAAUAUAUUAUAUGGGCAAAGAUCACAAAGUUCGACUUAUACAUCGGAGACCGGGAAAUCAAUUUCAGUACACGGCUACGAAUCACUGCCAAGAGUUUCGAAACCAAAAAAGCAGGUGUCUACUAAUUCAGAUAAAAAAGCCGAAGUGUUAAAAGCGACGCCGUCCACAAAAGAAAGAGCGUCCACGUUGAAAUCCGCAUCAACAAGAAUAACAGAGUCUAGUACUGGGACCUCAAGUGAAUUGGCUUUGAAUACGUACAACUACAAUGGAAAAAAUACUAAAAGAGAAAAAGGUGGUUCCGACAGCGAUUCAUCAAAAAACCUUAGUGAACACAAAGUAAGACGUUCAUCGGAGCAAUUAAACACUGUAAAUAUGCAUCGUAAUUCGCAGCCAGAUCUUGCGUACCCAAAUAUGCGCGAAUGGCUAGAUCCAAUGACACAAGCUGAGGUGGAAUAUGAAAGGAAGCAGCGAAGUGAACAGCUAAACUGGAUUGAAAAGGAAAUACAACGGUUAGAGUGUUUAAAACAAUUGCUGCUACACCAGAAUAGUUCCCCAAUAGAAAGUAGUACUACAUCAGAAAGUACAGGCAAUCACCUAAAAAGAAAAGUAGCCGCAGAAGUUCAACACUCAUCGGAGAAUGUGUACGAUACUGUUGAUACGGAAAUUUAUGCGAAAAGUGAUGCGAAUUCGGACAAAUCACCAGAAAGGGCAGACAAAGACAAAAUUCACGAUAUCGAAGUUAUAAUCGAGGAAUCGAAUGAAGACGUAGUCAAUUUGAAUGAUAAUCUAAAAAGGACCAGAGAAAGGCGAAAGGAAACUCAAUUAAUAUAUAAAAAAAGCUUAGACGAUAUGACUACAAAUCAACGAUUCUCGUUUAAACCACGUUUUCGCAGCACACAUGAGACUAUAACCAUUAACGAAGAGCAAUUAUUGGGUGAUAGUGAUAAUAAUGGCCAUAAAAAUAGGCAUCGAAAAAAAAUGGAGACUCCUCCACUAACCCGUAAGAUUACCGCUGACAAUAGUUUGCGUGAUCUAAUAUUGCAACGUAAACAAAAAUUUAUAGAGCUGUACAAAAAUAAACGCCACCACCCGUAUGAAACUUUGAAAAUGCAACAAAAAGAAGGAGAACACAAGCAGGUGUAUAAGCUCCCUCGUCCACAACUCACAUCGGGUUCUCCAUUACCUAGCAGCUAUAGCCGAAAAUCCUCACAUUUGAGAGAAGUUCCAUCAACAACUGCUUCCAAACUGACACAUGUUAUCUACACUUCAGCAGCUGUUCAUACCAGUAGCCAACAACUGAAAAAAACUGAGCACCAGGACACGACUACAACAACAACUACUUCGUCAGUGUCCCUGUUUUGCAUCUCUUCUGAUAUGUCUGUGCCUAUGAGCUCAGAACAUUCUUCUUCGACACCUAUAACCGGUGCAAGAAUACAAACCACCGGCACGAUGUUACGUUCAUAUCCUAUUUACGGUCCACAGUGUUGCGAUUGUUUACAAUCUAAACGCCUCGCUUGCACCCACUGGACUAAGACUUGUCCCAGUAUCACUAGUGCACAGAUAAAACCCAAAGGCAUUGCUUACGUAAUCGAAUUCGAUGAUACCGAGAAACCUGACAAUGCUGAUAAAGAGCAAGGACCGUCGGAAAACCCUUCAGAAACAAGUGUAGGGCUGCCACAAUCGACAACCACUUACGUAACAAACAACAUAAAAUCAAUUAGCAAGGACAAACUGGGACAUCAGACAACGCUGCAGGAACAUUUGGAAAAUUCUCAUCCCACUUUCUUACGGCGUUCUAAAGAACGCGAAGGUCUACUUAAAGCAAGGCAAACAGUGCGUGUGGAACGCCAACGUCAACUAAAACAAAUAAUAGAUAACGCAAGCUUCCACUCAUUAGAAGAACGUAUUAAGCGUUUACCGCCGGCACCGAUCGAAAAGUUACGCGUCGUAAAUACUAAGGAGAUGAAAGCUUUGACGAGCAAACGUUUCGCUAAACUACCUGAAGUAGUAGAAAAACGCAGACGUGAACGGGAAGAGAAAGAUCGACGUAAUAAUCGAAUUAUAAGGCAUUUAUUUAAUCAGCGUUUACAGCAACGCGUCCUUCGCGGAAAAACUUCUUUAAGUCACUGCAAAACGGUUAUUUAGUAUAAAUGUAUCGAACAGAUUAUGCCAAAAGGAAUCAGGGAGUCACAUUGUGUGACAUCUACAUUUUUAAACAAAUUUAUAACCUUUCUAAUUUAUUUCUACAUCUGUUUUGUGCUAUUUAAACAAAUAAAGUAAAACUGUACUGUCGAAGUGUGUCUUUCCUCGCAUUAGAUUGCACACUCUCUACACCUGUAAGACAAUAGCAGAUAAUUCAUGGAAGUCCCAUUGUAGGGAAAUUUGCAACUAUUACAAUGAAUGUUAAGCCUACAGCCUUACAUGCUAACAUGUAAUUAAUAAUAGUGGUGCUACCGCAAGUGGUACUGCUACAACAAGUGCGGAGACAAGGGAAACUGAUGGUGGUACAAAUAGUGCGACUGCAGGAUCUGCAAAUGCAUCGAGCAGUGCCGCUGCCAGCACUACUUCCGCAACUACUGCCGCCACAACAACUGGAGAAGAUACCAAGAAACCUGCAGCUUGUCAGACAACUGCUGCCGGCCCGACAACGGCGGUGGAUGAUGCAACAUCAUCUUCUUCAAACAACGGGAAUCUUCAAGUGAGGCAACAUCUGGAGUUGCGGUUAUUAGUGCACCUAAUUCCUCAAGCAUUGUUACACCAAUAGCCCCAGCACCGAAUACUACCGCUGCUGCAACCACAGGCUCUACGCCAACAACCGCGGUUCUGGCGAUAGCACAGCACGCAUUUGGGAUAUGUCUGAUACCGGAAAUUCGCCUAAUCAGUUAGUUUUAAGGCAUUGUGUACAGAAAGGUGGUGCGGAGGUGCCAAGCAACAAGGAUGUCAGGUCAUUGGAUUGGAAUUGCGAUGGUACUCUAUUGGCUACCGUCAGCUAUGACGGCUUUGCUCGGAUUUGGAAAACGGAUGGACAUUUGGCUUCUACUUUGGGUCAACAUAAGCGGCCUAUUUUUGCUCUCAAAUGGAACAAAAGGGGAAACUAUAUACUUUCCGCCGGCGUGGAUAAGACUACUAUCAGAAGCGUUUUAUAAUGUGGAUUAUAUCCCGUGGUGUUCGCAAUCGUAAUCUGCUUGUUGGCGCCAUAUUACAUAUAAACCGCUCCAAUAAGCCCUGGCUUACCCUAAUAAUAAAAAAAAAAAAGAA